Messenger RNA from Colletotrichum navitas, 677 nucleotides. RefSeq lists its product as uncharacterized. NCBI's taxonomy places the organism in Eukaryota, Fungi, Ascomycota, Sordariomycetes, Glomerellales, Glomerellaceae. The transcript has 2 exons. Bases 95 to 331 code for a protein of 78 amino acids. The record is from RefSeq and is a predicted model, not a curated record.
AAAGGAGCUCAAGGUUUCUCUUUUCUUAGAGUCUUUACUGCUAUCCAAGUCACAUUUACAAAUUAUUAUUAUCACUUUAUCUUAAUCACUUAAGAUGCGUUUCUCUAUUACUACUCUUGCCUUAGCUAUAAGUGCUGUCGCCUCCCCAGUACCAGACAAGGAAGACUAUCUAGCAUCCCGCGAUGUUCUACAACAACUAAAGCCAAGAGCUUGCGUACAAAGAGACAGUUGGUGCAAUUGGAAGACAGUUUGCUGCUUCCCUAACGUAUGCAAAAGUAACCGGUGCGCGCCAAUGUUUAAAAAGCCGGUCCACCCUAUGCCACAUGAAUAGCUACAGUGUGCUAUAGGAUGCUAUACAGAGAGCAGCAUGUCACGAGCAGGUCAGGACAACCAACUGCGCUACAAAGCAAAAGCUUCAGUAAUGAUGCGCCUGCAUCAUUAUCUCCUGUUCUGCAAUAUAUAGUCACGUAACCGAUCGGGUCGUAACACAGCACAAGCGCUAGUAAAGUGUCAAAUGUGGCGGAAUUACACGGAAUGUCACGGAGAAACCACGGAGUAUUCGCCGUAGGUUCGCAGGAGGAUCGCCCUACUUCGGGGGUGAAAUAUGCCAAUUAGAGAGCCAGGAUUAAGUCAGGACUCUGUAUCUUAGACUCCGCCAGAAAUAGGGGUUAGAAGGG